AUGAGUUCCAAACGAGGCACCCCUCCAAAUCUGAUUCCGACUCCACCGAGGCAUCUUGGAGGCCCGCGUAAACGUGGCAGGGCUCUGGACAGUCCCAGUCAAAGUAAGCGUCAAAAGAUUGAGGAAGGACUCAAAAGACCUAGCAAGCCAAAAGCAAAACAAGAAACACGCAAGAUUUUGCCCUUGGCAAAUCCGCACCGCGUGCGCGAGACGACCCAGAUACGAUCCAAUUCCGUCAAGGCCGAAAGCAAAAGCCCUCCUCGGAUCGGUUAUUCUACUAGUUCUCGACGAACUGCUGCAUCGGACUCUUCUGAACACUCCUCGGGCUCCCAGGAUGAGGAUGGGAAUCGCAAAAAGAAACACAAUGAAGAUGACGAUCCCUAUCGAGACUAUGGAUCACCAGACGACGACUUCGAAAUCGAAGCACAAUUCGAUAAAGAACAUGCUAAAUCCCAGGCAGGGGUUGAACGAAGAAAUCUCGUCAACGAGAUUACACAGGAGAAAGCUAGGCGUAUGGCUAAAGCAGUGCGAGUUCCGACAAACUCAAAGAUGGGCGAUGGAGAAAGGAAUUUGUACCUUGAGCUUGCUCUACGUGGUUGCAAACCGGUGAUGUAUCACCACUGGAAAACAGACUUCUCUACGCUACCCGAGUCACUCUUCUCUUCGGAAGAACCACGUGCCAACGAGUUAGAGGAAAUAAUAUUCAAAACAAAGACACGAUCUGAGUUCCAUGCAAUCAAAGCUAUGAAAGAACUCCUGGAUUUGGGUGGACAGGUCAGAGACUGCGGUAUUUUGACAGCAGUUUAUCCACCGGAGGUGAUAAGAAAGGUGAUUGCAAAGUAUAUUCGCUGGGCUAUCGACGAUGCCGGGCUCCAAACCAAUUCCGACACUCUUCCGUUUCACAUCAUAUACGCUCAACAGCUUGGACAGCCAACCGUCGAGACUGUCACGAAGGUGGUGAAGAAGCUCACAAAACUGGCACUUCAGCACAGAAGCGCAUAUGAAGGGAUCAAGGAUGUAUACUGGCCUACCUUGGUCGGAUAUGUUAUUUGCGGGCCCAUUGCCACUAUACUGUCCCUCGAUUCAAACCCCAGCUCCCCCGCCUGGGGUGGAGCUGUUGACAAACGAGUGAAAUAUAUGGGUCAAUUCGAUCUCACCGAGCCCGACCAAGAUGUUUGGAACUCUCUCGCCUUGGCUAUUUCAGUGAUUCACGUGCGGGAAACUAUGUUGAAACUUGCUGCUACAUAUUCAGGCCCUCGGGCACCUUUCUUCCGCGGCCAAAACAGUGAUUUUAGUGACGAUGACUGA
Penicillium cosmopolitanum is the source of this 1308-nucleotide messenger RNA. RefSeq lists its product as uncharacterized. Lineage: Eukaryota; Fungi; Ascomycota; Eurotiomycetes; Eurotiales; Aspergillaceae. The transcript has a single exon. Bases 1 to 1308 code for a protein of 435 amino acids. The record is from RefSeq and is a predicted model, not a curated record.